Messenger RNA from Chaetomium strumarium, 492 nucleotides. RefSeq names its product WD40-repeat-containing domain protein. NCBI's taxonomy places the organism in Eukaryota, Fungi, Ascomycota, Sordariomycetes, Sordariales, Chaetomiaceae. Gene Ontology annotation, molecular function: protein binding. The annotation marks the transcript as partial. The transcript has a single exon. The record is from RefSeq and is a predicted model, not a curated record.
AAGAUCUGGGAUCCGACGACCGGCCAGUGCGUGGCGACGCUCGAGGGCCAUCGCUACUCGGUCUACUCCGUGGCCUGGUCGCCCGAUGCGAGCCGGCUGGCGUCGGCGUCAUACGACGAGACCGUCAAGAUCUGGGAUCCGGCGACCGGCCAGUGCGUGGCGACGCUCGAGAUCGGUCGCAUCGACAGUCUCCAGUUCCAUGAAUAUAACCCCGACCUUGUACAUACCGACCUUGGCACAUUCGACUUGAAAACCGUCGGAAUCUGUACGGCCUUUGACCCUACCUCUACUGAUCGUUCAUCACCAGCCGCUAUUGGAUACGGCUUGAGCAGCAACGGUACCUGGAUUACGUAUAAAGGAGAAAACCUGCUAUGGCUGCCGCCUGAGUAUCGGCCAUCAUCUUCUGCUAUAUCUGGAACGGCUGUGUCAAUCGGCUGUUCUUCAGGCCGUAUCUUGUUCUUCAUCUUCACAGACAGCAAUCUGAUUCAGUAG